GGGGCGGGCCCGAGAAAACCCGCCUCCCCCGUGCCGUCCUCGUCACGGCGCCACAGGACAGCCAUGCCGGGCCGCCUGCUGCGGGGCCUCUGGCAGCGAUGGCGCCGUUACAAGUACCGCUUCGUACCCUGGAUCGCGCUGAACCUAAGCCACAACCCGAGGACCCUCCGAUAUGUUCCAGAGGAAUCCAAAGACAAAGUUAUCUCAGAUGAAGAGGUCCUAGGAACAUUACUGAAAGUUUUCCAGGCUUUAUUCGUAAAUGAUUUCAAUAAACAAUCAGAUAUCUUGACUGUGCUUCCAGAACCUGUUAAAUCAAAAUAUCAAGACCUACUGUCAGUUCAGCAUCCAGGGGUGAAACAGCUUGAAUACAGACAUCAACAGCAAAAUACCUUUACACCAGAAGAAAUUCUUUAUAAGACAUUGGGUUUCAGUGUCACCCGAGCACCUAGCACAUUGAUUUCGGCUGGAAAAGGUGUCUUCGUUAACAAAGGAUUGGUACCAAAAGGCGCGGUUGUAUCUAUGUAUCCUGGUACAGUAUAUCAAAAGUACGAGCCAAUCUUUUUCCAGUCCAUUGGAAAUCCAUUUAUUUUUAGAUGCCUGGAUGGGAUACUCAUUGAUGGAAAUGACAAAGGAAUAUCAAAAGUCGUGUAUGGAUCUUGCAAUGGGAGGGAUCAGCUUGGCCCUUUAAAAAUGAGUGAUAGUACAUGGCUAACGUCAGAAAUUCAUAAUCCACUGGCUGUAGGACAGUACGUCAACAAUUGUUCAAAUGACAGAGCAGCUAAUGUCUGUUAUCAGGAAUUUGAUGUGCCUGCAGUUUUCCCUAUAGAACUGAAGCAAUAUCUUCCAAACAUUGCGUACAGCUAUGACAAACAAAGUCCACUUCGAUGUGUCAUUCUUGUCGCACUCAGGGACAUCAAACAAGGAGAAGAGCUUUUUUCAAACUACUAUACAAUUGUCAGCUAACUGUAUGAAAUUAGGUUUUCUAUUCAGCUAUUGAGUUAAUUCUAAAUGUUUUUGUUGUUUCUCUGAGUUCCACCUGCAGAGCAAAUAUUUUGAAACCUAAUUGGAGUGGGAACUUUUUUGUUUUUAUU
Molecule: messenger RNA, 1091 nt
Organism: Eubalaena glacialis (North Atlantic right whale)
Lineage: Eukaryota; Metazoa; Chordata; Mammalia; Artiodactyla; Balaenidae
Gene: SETD9
Product: SET domain containing 9
Exons: 6
Coding region: 64-963 (299 amino acids)
Molecular function (GO): protein binding
Source: RefSeq, a predicted model, not a curated record